GGUAGAAGGAUUUGAUGUGUUUGUUAUUGAGUUUUACAAGUUUCCAAUUGGUUAUUUCCUUGCGCACCAAUUCAAUUAUUUAUCUGUGUAGCUUUAAAAAAUUAAUAAAUUUUAUUAACCUAUUACCUAAUUAAAUAAAAAAGGAAUGUGACGAGCAUCAUAAUAAACAAUACCAUACAUAUUAAAUUAAAACUUAUUUAGCAUGUCCCUGAGCGAGAAGUUGUACGUUUUUUGUUUGGUUUUUUCAUCGAAAUGAUUUUCUCUCACUCAAGUUUAGAGACUAAAGCUAAGGAAUGAGUAGCUGACAUGUAAAUUAUAUCAAUAAUGUAAAAUGGAGUUUUACUGACUAAAAAUAAAGAGUAAUAUGAAGCAAAAAAGAAGGUUAUUGUGUGGUAUUUUCUGUAUAACAAUUUUGAGUGAGUUAUUAUAUUUAAUACUCUUUUGGUAUGAUUUCAUUCUACUUGUUUUUGAUACCAAUUCAGAAUAAACAAAGAUAUAAGCAUCGGUAUUUCAUAAGCCUUAAAAUAUUCACAGACAUACAUAAAAAUUUGGAAAUUUGUUGAUUCUUGAUUGCAGGAGCUUAAAUCAAUAAGAUAUAAUGAAGACAUAAUAGUUAUUUGUACAAUAUUCUCUCUAAAUAAACUGAUUCAAGAUAAGGAAUAUGAAAUUGGAAGGAGGAAGUAUAUCUUCUGCAAGUAAUAAAAAAAAUAUUCACCUGGUGGUUACGUCGUCCGAUAAAAAAGAUACUAUUUUAUAAUUUAUCCCUGAAAUCCAAUUUAGUUGAUCUAAUGACGCUAAAAUUCAUGGAUUCCAUCCCUAAAGUGAUUAUCUGGAAGACUGUCUAAAUGCGUUUCAAAGGUUACUAAUACCUCUUCGUUCGAGAAAAACUUUUUUCCACAAAUUAAUUUUUUAAUAUAUGACAACAGCAAGAAGUCGGAGAGAACCCAGUCUGAUGGAAUUUGUGAAUGUUGCGAAAGUUAGUAUUUUAUUCCACUGAUUUUCGCGAUGGUUUUUGGAACUUUGCGAGAGGGUACAUUGUUUUGAAAGAACAAAAAUUCACACUUAAAACAAUCGUAAAAUUGAAAUGCUACAAAGCUACAUGAAAAGGGUAUUCAGUUAAUUAAUAAUUAUAAUACAAUAAAACUGAAGUUAAUGGCAACGAUCAAGUUAAAUCUAGCAAAUUACAUUUAAUAAUUUGUAGAUAAAUGUCGCAAACCACAAAGAAGAAAAACCGCAUACCUCAGCAACCUGUCGAUUAUACUAUUAACAGGUAUUAAUCAUACAUAACCGAAUACAAACAAAACAUAUGAACAAAAAAAAUUUAGAUUAAGAUUGAGUUGAAUUGAUAAUAAUUUUCAAAAAGCUCUAUAGAAUUUAUUAUUGGAAAGCUAUGUGGACAAAGUGAAGCAGAAGUCUUAGCAAUUUUAAGUUGAUAUAAUGAAAUAGUAUUGGAUUUGAAAUAUCAGAAGAAUUGUCUGGGAGCAACAUUCUUUCAGAUGGACUCCCGCUGUUUAUGUGUUACACUUGAUGAACACUUUCUAUUUUAUUUUAAUUCAACUACGACAAAUUUAGAAUUAUUCUUUGCAAUUAAUUUUAUGACUAAAUAUCAAAACAACUAUCAUUUGUUAAUGGAAAUUGCAAUCAAACAAAAUAUAUUAGCAAAUGAUAAAUAUUCGUUUACUACAUAAUUAAUGGUAGAAAAAAACCAAUUAAAAAAUAGAAAACAUAUUUAUGAAAUUAAGAAAAAUAGUAGUUAUUUAUGUAAUGAAAUUUAAUACUCAUGAUUCCGUUGGUGUAUCGACAUACUGUGUUGUUAUCAGUAUCACACCGACCGGAAAUUCUUUAAAAAAUACGCAUCUUUUACAAAAACAUCUAGAUUUACCUAAAACUUUUUUUGUUCGCUCACUUCCACUAGAUACUUCUGCCAAAUUGACCAGAAUCGAUUUAUAACAAAACUUUCAAGUUUCUGUAUGUCUAAAUAAAAUUAUUUAUGGAAUUUUAAAAUAAAUGAUAACAAUUUUUUAAAUUUCCCUUAAAUUUUGAACACAGGUAUCUUGUAUCUACCCCUCUACCAAAAGAAUUUAAUUUUAUCGAAUUCCUUCUUGGCUUCAACAAACAUCCGCUAGAGGUUUCAAAGUGUCGAAAUUGGGCGAUUUCGUAUUUGUUUGGUUCAUUUUCAAACCCUUUUAGUUUAAAUCACAGUAUAAAUUGAUAAAUAUUUACAAACUAGUUAAAAAACAACAUGUUCAAAAUAACACUGGAGAAGAAGCUGUUUGUGAACGUAUUAUUUCAAAAACACUUAAACCAGGUUAUGUAGCACGUAUGUUGACACCACUACAAUAUAAAAUAAAAUUCAUUUAAUAAGUGUUUUAACCUACUUUGGAUAUUAUUAUUGGUGUUUUGAGAAUAACGUUAGUGAAGAAGUAAAAUGUUUAGCAAGAAAAAGAAAAAACCUCAAAUUUCCCAACCGACGAACUUUGAGCAUAGGGUACAUACAGGGUUUGAUAAACGUGAAGGAAAGUACGUAGGACUUCCGUUGCAAUGGGCUUCUAUUGUAGGAAAUAAUCAAAUAUUGAAAUCAACUAAUAGGCCUUUACCUUUGGUUGAUCCUUCUGAAAUAACUCCAACUGAAAUACUGGACUUGAAAACUAUUGUUAGGGGAGACCAUAAAAAUGAAAAUAAACACGGAGUUUCUCAAAAUAAACCGAAUAAUGGUAUUGUUCUCCCUAAAAUGUCAAAUGUGGCCAGAUCAAACUCGCUUAGAUCUUCAAGUCCACCUAAGUUAAGAAGAGAUCAUAGAAAUAAUACUAAUGUGCCCCCUUCAGUGCCCGAAGAACAAGUUAUGCAAUACACUUCAAUGAGAAGGGAUCCAAGCAUAAGUAAACCUCAGGUACGAGAUAAUUCUCCAGCUGAACGUUCCCUAAGUAAUCAAGAAAUUCCUAAUCCUUUCGUAAACGGUAACAUACCAGAUCAAUAUAUAGGUUACCAUCCUCGAGAUCAUCCUCAAAUUUCACCAGCAGGCUCUAUGAUGUCUUCGGGACCUUCUCCCAUGAUACCUUUAUCUCACAAAGCAGGUCAUACACAACCAACUCAUACUGGAUCACAUCAGAGUCUUCAACAUGCAGGAUACCACCCCGCUCCACAGAGGCAUGAUCAAAAUCAAAAUUUAAAAAAUGGAUUGCAAUCAACUCAGGCUGUACAUACUCCACCUAGUGCCACUGGUCAAGUUUCAUCCAAUAAACAUCAUGAACAAAGGCUUACCCAUGAACAGUUCAGAGCAGCUCUUCAAAUGGUUGUAUCCUCAAAGGAUCCUCGUGAAAAUCUGGAACGGUUUAUUAAAAUAGGUGAAGGUUCAACGGGUACUGUAUGUAUAGCUCAUGAUCGCACUACAGGCCGACAAGUUGCCGUAAAAAAAAUGGAUUUAAGAAAACAACAAAGGAGAGAACUCUUAUUUAAUGAAGUGGUCAUUAUGAGAGAUUAUCAUCAUCCUAAUAUAGUAGAAAUGUUUGACAGUUAUUUGGUGAAUGAUGAACUUUGGGUUGUAAUGGAAUUUUUAGAAGGUGGAGCCCUAACGGAUAUUGUGACACAUUCCAGAAUGGACGAAGAACAAAUUGCAACUGUCUGUAAACAAUGUUUGAAAGCUUUGUCUUACCUUCAUUCCCAAGGAGUUAUUCAUAGAGAUAUUAAGUCAGAUUCAAUAUUAUUAGCACUCGAUGGAAGAGUAAAAUUGUCCGACUUUGGAUUCUGUGCUCAAGUUUCUCAAGAGCUUCCAAAACGAAAAUCUUUAGUUGGAACUCCUUAUUGGAUGUCACCUGAAGUUAUAUCAAGAUUGCCGUAUGGACCUGAAGUUGAUAUUUGGUCAUUAGGUAUUAUGGUUAUAGAAAUGGUUGAUGGAGAACCGCCAUUAUUCAACGAACCUCCUUUGCAGGCUAUGAGGAGGAUUCGGGAAAUGCCACCUCCAAAACUAAAAAAUGCUCAUAAGGUAUCCCCACGGUUGCAAUCAUUCUUGGACAGGAUGCUAGUAAGAGAUCCUGCUCAACGUGCAACUGCUCAAGAACUUCUAGCGCAUCCAUUUCUAAGGCUAGCUGGUCCACCAGCUUUAUUGGUACCAUUGAUGCGAGGCGUCAAAAAUACGAAUUAUUCUUAAGGGCUCUGCCCUGGCCAGCCCCCCUCUAGCUACGGCCCUGCUUGGGAGGUUUGUAAUUGUAAAAAAUUUUUAAAAACUGGAGGGAAUGGUAUUUCAAGAAAUAAUACGAAAAUGUGAUUUGUCAGACCAAGGAUUUAUUGACCAAUGGUAUUAAUUUUAAAUCUGCUUUUUUCCAUCUUUUUUACUUUUGUUUUAUAACAAUAAAUUUCUCUUGAUCUUAUUGACCAUUUUAUUUUUCUGGGUACCAGUAUCUAUUUAUAAGUACUUAUUAUCCCCAUAUAUUUAUAAUUCUAAGUAUUUUUAUUAAAAAACACUUUAUCUUUCACCCCUUUUCAUACAUUGACUUCAGUAUAACCACUUUCCAGACCGAUAUGAUACGAAAUAUAGUUCAAAUGUAGUAUUAAUGUAUGUGCAAAUCUUUUUUAUUACUUUAUAUUAAUUUUGUAGUAAGCUUAAUAAGAGAAAAAUUUUAUUCUGGCUUUUGUUGAUUUCGCGACUACCAGUAUUUGUUGUAGCCGUCCAAAAAUGUGCCUUUAGAAUUCAUAUAUAUAUACGUGAUUGUAUUAUUAAUUUACUCUCUAUUAACAUAAUGUCAAUAUAUGAAAAAUAUAUAAAAACUUAUCAAAAUAAUUAUUUAUUUGUACAGUUUAAAUUGCCUUAGUUAUAUAUCAGCAUUUCUAUAUAAAAAAAGACUGAAAGUCUAGUGAUAUAAUAAAAAAUUUUUGAAUGGCCUACCCCCGCAGAAUUUUAUAAUUUGUUGUCUGUUUUAUAUUUCUUAAGAUUCUUACAACCAGGUACUGGAUAUUUUAAUCUUUGAUUGCUACCCACACACUGGUUCAUAUUUUUGAUUACCAAAUUCAAAGAAGUUAGUUAUUAGAAAAAUUUUAUAAAACGACGCUCAUUCAAGCAAAAGUGAGGUUUUAAAGAUAUUUUUUUUUCUUUUUUGUAAUCAUCACACGACAUAAAAGGACCAGGACACCUAAUUAACAGAUAAUAAUGAUUUAUAUAAAUCUGAAUAUGAGGUAUUUCUUCCAAAAAUUGUUUCUUAACUGACCAAGAAAAAGUUAUUGUGAAUAUUAGUGAAAAAAGUAGACAUCUAAAAUAAGUUACACUAAUUGAGUAUAAUACAUUUAGUGCUGAUGAUUUGAUUACAAUCAUCAAUUUUUUGAAUUUUAUGAACGAUUUUUAAAUUUGGAAAGAAAAGUCAAACUAUUUUCUGUUUUUGUUAUUUAUAAAACGAUCGCCAGAAAAUGUUCCUUUGUACUCCAGGGUAUGGUAUAACUUGUCUCGUAUUCUUUUUAGUUCAUUCCAAAUUAAGCAUAUCUCCUGGAUAUAACGGUAUUUCCUCAGGCCAUUAGGGGCUCUUUGGAUUGUGUGUAUUUUCAUUAGGCAUCUGUUUAAGUAGAGUUUUUAAAGGGACUAAUUGGUUGAUGAUAUUUAACUAAAUGUCAUAAAUUCACAAACAGAUAUGGGAAGAAGAAACUUAUUAAUCAUAAAAUUAUUUAUUCUUAAAAUAGAAUGUGGAAUAUAAUUGCUGAAUAUGAGUAAAGAAAGAGUACAGUAAAAAAUGCCAGAUAUCACAAAGAAGUACCUAAUAAAAGAAUAUGAUAUAAAUAUUUAACAUAUGUAAUCAGUAUCAUUCAAAUAUAAAAACUAUAAUAAAAUAUAGCCAAAUAUCUUCUUCUUCUUUUAAUGCAUAUCCUUUAAUGGAUGUUAGCGACCACAUUUUUCAUGACUUCUCUAUCUCUAGCGGUAUGGAUCAAUGUCUGAAUAUCUUGUAUCUUCAGGAUUCUACGAUAUACCCACAUUUCAAAUGCCUCUAAUAUUGUUGAUGUUUUUUACCUUAAGGGUCCAACCCUCCAUCCCGUAAAGAAGCACUGACCAAACGUAGCACCGCACAAGUCUCAGUCUAAGAUCAAGAUCAAAGUCGGUACAUGUAAAUACAUUUUUAAAUUUGAUGAAUGUACUUCGAGCUUGCUCAAUUCCGCAUUUUAUUUCACCGUUCGACGACCAUUCUUCAUAGAGCCAUGUUCCUAGAUAUUUAAAUUUUUCUACCCGUUCUAUAAGUUUUCCAUUAUAUGUUACUCUAGAUUUUCUAAACGUAUUCGCUUCCCUAGUGAUAAUCAUGAAUUUAGUUUUUUUUGAUGUUGAUGUUUAAUCCCAUGUUUUGGCUAUAUCCGCCUACUAUAUUAAUUAGUUGUUGUAGGUCAUCUAUAUUAUCUGUAAUCAGCACUGUGUCAUUGGCAUAACGUAUGUUGUUGACCCAGACUCCAUUGACUUUGAUCCCAAUGUCUCUAUCUUCAAGUGGCUUUUGAAAGAUGGCUUCAGAGUAUAUAUUAAACAGGAGCGGCGACAAUAUACAAUCUUGACGUACUCCUCUGCGAAUCCGAACUUGCUCAGUUAGACCAUGAUUUACUUUGACUUGCGCUUUUUGGUGCCAAUACAGAUUUUCGAUACAACGAAUGUCUUUUUCGUCCAAAUCCAAUUUUUUGAGGAGCUGCAUAAGUUUGUGAUGUUGAACUUUAUCGAAAGCUUUUUCGUAGUCUAUGAAGCAUAGACAAACAUUUUUUCUUUGGUCAUAGCAGUUCUGUACAAGGACCUGUCUUGCGACUAUUGCCUCUCUUGUAACUAACCCCUGUAUAAAUCCAAAUUGCGAGUCGCUUAUAUUAUUAUCACAUUUUCUAUAUAAUCUCUGAUGUAUUAUUCUUAGGAAUAUUUUUAGGGAGUGGCUCAUAAGGCUAAUUAGCCUAUGAUCUACACACUUUCUCGCGUUCGUUUUUUUUGGGAUAGUAAUAAUAACUGAAGAUAGCCACUAUUCAGGGUAAUGACCAGUAUCAUAUAUCUUGUUGAACAGCUUGUGAAGCACUCUAAGGCCCCUUUCGUCCAGUAGUUUCAGUAUUUCUGAUAGUAUUUCAUCUGGAUCAGCUGCUUUAUUGUUUUUAGCGACUAGUACAGCCUUUUCUACCUCUUCUUUGGUAAUAGAAGGUCCAGUUAGACGUUCUUCUGCAUCGAGCUCUCUGGUUGUCCUGGUUGGUUAUUAUACCUAGAUUUCGUUUUUUAAAUAUACCAGCAGCUUCCUUUAAUUUUUUAUGGAGGUUGAAAUAAUCGUGUCUUCGUUGCAGUUGUUCUAUUUCGUUGCACUCGUUUUUAAGCCAUUCAUUUUUUGCAACUCUAAUUUUUGAUCUUAUGAGUCUCUGUAAGUCUCUGUACUUAUUUAUAUCCUUUUUUAGUUUUCUACGCUCAUCCUUUAAGAGCAAAAUUUCAUCGGUCAUCCAUUUUUGUUUUUUAUUUCUAGAUUUGAAUCCUAGAACACUUUGUGAGGUAUUUCUUAAAACACUUGCUAUUUCUACGCAUGAUUUUGACGGGUCGUCCUCUUCGACCGUGGAAUCUAACUUCUGUAUCUGAGAAUUUAAUCGGUUGGUUAAUACGGAUUUAAUGGUUGGACUAUGCAGUUUUUCUAGUGCUAUUGUACGUCUUGGUGUUUCCUUUUUAGCCUUUGAAAAGGAUAUUUUUAUGACGGCCGAUAGUAGUACAUGGCCUGUGGGUAUAUCAGUUCCAGGAUAUGUGCAUGCCGUUUUUACUGAAGAAGCAAAUCUGGAGUUUAUAAGGAUGUAAUCUUUCCCUGGUUGGUCUCUUGGUGAUUUCCAGGUAUAUAGGCGGCGAGAGUGUUGUUGGAACUAUGUGUUGGUUACUGUCAUAUGUUCUUGACAGAACUGCAGGAAACGAUCCUUUCAGCCAAAUAUCACAAAGAA
This is a messenger RNA of Diorhabda carinulata, 7899 nucleotides long. RefSeq names its product serine/threonine-protein kinase PAK mbt (gene mbt). The transcript has 8 exons. The record is from RefSeq and is a predicted model, not a curated record. Gene Ontology annotation, cellular component: cytoplasm. The coding region runs from base 2429 to 4147 and encodes 572 amino acids. Gene Ontology annotation, biological process: intracellular signal transduction; regulation of MAPK cascade; protein phosphorylation. NCBI's taxonomy places the organism in Eukaryota, Metazoa, Arthropoda, Insecta, Coleoptera, Chrysomelidae. Gene Ontology annotation, molecular function: protein serine/threonine kinase activity; ATP binding.